AUACAGUAUAUCACUCGCUGUUUAACUUUCCUGCCAGCAAGUCUAUUGCUGCAGAGUUCAACUACAGACUUUACAAAAGCAGGAAUAGGACAAUUCAGAUAAGAACGAUAUUUUUGUGUUUGUUUGUUUUGUUUCUCCUUCUGCUGCCUGUUUUGCCUCCUUUAACCAUGUGGAUUUAUAAUUUUUUGCUGAGCCUCGACCUAAAAGGGAUUUUCUUGUUUGGUUUAUUAUUCCUGUUGAUAGCUGACUAUCUGAAGAACAAGAAACCAUCAAACUUUCCUCCUGGACCCAGAGCUCUUCCCUUUGUGGGAAAUAUCUUGAAUUUUGACAGCAAUCAGCCGCAUGUUCAUUUCACCAAGUUGGCCAACAUCUAUGGUAGUGUCUUCAGAGUCCGCUUUGGUUGGGAUACAAUGGUGAUUUUAAAUGGAUAUAAGAUGGUAAAAGAGGCCCAUGUGAUCCAAGCUGAGAACUUUGUGGACCGACCAUACAAUGCUCUGGCUGACAGGUUAUACUCUGAGCCCUCAGGGGGUAUCUUUUUGAGCAAUGGUGAAAAAUGGAAGCGACAGAGACGUUUUGCUUUAUCUACAUUACGCAACUUUGGCCUGGGCAAAAACACACUGGAGCAGAGCAUCUGUGAGGAGAUCCGACACCUCCAGGAGGAAAUAGAGAGUGAGAAUGGUAAACUGUUCAGCCCUGCUGGUCUGUUCAACAAUGCAGUGGCCAACGUUAUUUGCCAGCUUGUUAUGGGAAAACGAUACGACUACACAGACCACAGGUUUCAGAUAAUGCUGAAGCAAAUGUCUGAGGUGAUUUACCUGGAGGGGAGCAUAUGGGGUGAACUCUAUCAGGCAUUCCCCAGUGUGAUGAAAUACCUGCCAGGUCCCCACAACAAAAUUUUCACUAUUUAUAACGGCAUACUGAAUUUCCUACAUGAGGAAAUUGAAAAUCACAGGAAGGAUUUGGACCAGAACAACCCAAGAGACUACAUCGACACUUUUCUCAUUGAAAUGAAGAAUCAAAAAGAGUCCAACCUGGGCUUCACAGAGUGCAACCUGGCUUUCUGCUCUCUUGACCUCUUUGCUGCUGGAACCGAGACAACAGCCACCACACUGCAGUGGGCUUUAAUCUUUCUCAUAAAAUACCCUCAUGUUCAAGGUUGUACAAAAGUUAGUCAAGAAUGUGUAAUUUCCCAGUUGGGUUUUUUAAAGCCACAUGUCUGUGUUCACUCUGCAGGAAGACGUGUGUGCCUUGGUGAAGGCCUCGUGAAGAUGGAGUUGUUCCUGUUUUUUGUUGCCUUGCUGCAGAAGUUCUCUUUCUCUGUUCCCAAAGGAGUUGAACUGAGUACUGAAGGAAUAACUGGCUUUACACGUGUACCUCACCCUUUCAAGGUGUCUGCAAAGGCUCGUUGAGAUAUACAUCAUUCCCAUUGUUGCUCUAGACAUGAAAGUUGAUAUAUAUAUAUUUUUUUCAAUUAUAUGGUUCUAAUUUCUUUUCUAGGUGAUGGUUGUACGUAACAAUAAUUACACAAUACACAUUUUUCCCACUCAGUACUUAAAUGUAUAUAU
Cyprinodon tularosa is the source of this 1565-nucleotide messenger RNA. RefSeq names its product cytochrome P450 2J6-like. The record is from RefSeq and is a predicted model, not a curated record. Gene Ontology annotation, cellular component: intracellular membrane-bounded organelle; cytoplasm. Gene Ontology annotation, biological process: xenobiotic metabolic process. Gene Ontology annotation, molecular function: iron ion binding; heme binding; oxidoreductase activity, acting on paired donors, with incorporation or reduction of molecular oxygen, reduced flavin or flavoprotein as one donor, and incorporation of one atom of oxygen. The transcript is spliced from 7 exons. NCBI's taxonomy places the organism in Eukaryota, Metazoa, Chordata, Actinopteri, Cyprinodontiformes, Cyprinodontidae. The coding region runs from base 168 to 1409 and encodes 413 amino acids.